AUCGGAUCUUUAGCACUCAGAUGGUUUGGAGCUGGGCUUACAGUAAUACACUGCGCCAAAAGAGCAGCCUCGCAAAACGGAGGAAAAACAGCCAACUCCGACCUGAGAAGCGACUUUUUAAAGAGUCAUGGCGGCUAUUCGGAAGAAGCUGGUGAUCGUGGGAGAUGGUGCAUGUGGGAAGACAUGUCUCCUCAUCGUCUUCAGUAAAGACCAGUUCCCAGAGGUCUACGUUCCAACUGUGUUUGAGAACUACAUUGCUGACAUUGAAGUGGAUGGCAAACAGGUUGAGUUGGCAUUAUGGGAUACAGCAGGACAGGAGGACUAUGACAGGUUGAGGCCAUUGUCCUAUCCAGACACAGACGUCAUUCUUAUGUGUUUCUCCAUAGACAGUCCUGACAGUUUAGAGAACAUUCCGGAGAAGUGGACACCAGAGGUGAAGCAUUUCUGUCCCAGCGUUCCCAUCAUCCUGGUGGGUAAUAAAAAGGACCUGCGCAACGAUGAGCACACACGCAGAGAACUGGCCAAGAUGAAACAGGAACCGGUGAAGAGCGAGGAAGGCAGAGACAUGGCUAACAGGAUCAGCGCAUUUGGCUAUCUGGAGUGCUCUGCUAAAACUAAAGACGGUGUCAGGGAGGUGUUCGAGAUGGCCACCAGGGCAGCCCUGCAGGUCCGCAAGCGCAAGAAGAGAAGCGGCUGUCUGCUGUUAUGAGUCCAGCAACACAUGCACAAAUAGAGUUCAGCCAACAGCCGACGCAGGAGAAACCUUAACCAAACCAACGUCAUCACCGUACUGUAUUCUGCAUUUCAUGCACGCACCAGAAAGACUGACAAACGAGCAACCAAACCCACCUGUGUUCCUCAACUUUUCUUUAUACACACGUUCACCUGUCCUGUCGUCUCUGAUUUUCCUUUCUUCUGUCACUAUAUCCUUCUGUGUGAGAGAACAUUCGAUCAGUUUGAUUUAGUAUGUUGUGCUCAGUACAUUGCUUCUGUAUGUAUUGUUUACUUGUUUGGAUUGAAACCUGACUGGCAAACCUGCUGCAUUUGGAAAAUGUUCAAGAAUACAUUUAUUAUUCAGUCAAACCUCGUGGUAUGUUGUCUUACUCUGUGCUGUUAACAAACCCCCCCCAACACCUUCCCCGAUUUUAAAAGUUUUUUUUUAUUUUUUAUUCUUAUAUCCAGUCUGUAUUAACCUGAGCAAGAACUGAUCGACUUUCUUGUACAUGGAAAAGAUGUUAAAUUCUUUUAAAAUAUUUUAGGAGAAAAAAUGGUUGUGAACUUAUUAUUAAAGUAACUACACCAAUAAGGCAUAACAUUAUGACCAUCUUCGGCGGUGGACAGGGGUCAGCAUGGGCACCCUGACUGAUCUGCGGCUGUGCAGCCCCAUACACAACAAAAUUCGAUGCACUGUGUAUUCUGACAUCUUUCCAUCAGAACCAACAUUAACUUCUUCAGCAAUUUAAACUACAGUACAGUCAUGUCAGGAGUGUGUAGAGUGGUAAGAACUAUCGUGCAUUGUGUUUGUUUAUAUACUACGUACAGUUAGUAGAAUUGGUGGAAUAUGCCAGAGUAUUUCUUGACAAUGCUGUAAAAGUCAAUGUGUACACAUGAACAGUAAACAUGGGGUUAUGGUUUGUGAUGA
Messenger RNA from Trichomycterus rosablanca, 1642 nucleotides. It is a transcript of the gene rhocb, whose product is annotated as ras homolog family member Cb. Bases 128 to 709 code for a protein of 193 amino acids. Gene Ontology annotation, biological process: Rho protein signal transduction; stress fiber assembly. The transcript has 5 exons. Gene Ontology annotation, molecular function: GTPase activity; protein kinase binding; GTP binding. Gene Ontology annotation, cellular component: cytosol; cleavage furrow; dendritic spine. The record is from RefSeq and is a predicted model, not a curated record. Lineage: Eukaryota; Metazoa; Chordata; Actinopteri; Siluriformes; Trichomycteridae.